UUCCAAAGCACGAUCAGCUUUCAGAGAGCACGGAAUUCUCAUCAGUGACACAAAGUUAGUCGAACUUAAUGGGAAUGGAGACCUGGAGACUCGCAAGAUCGGAGGACUAUAUACUCGGUGUUACAUUGAUAUCGUAUCGACGCUGUAUUACGCGUAUGUCGUGCAAUUACCCAUUCGUGUACGUUGCCGCUCAAUUGGCCGACCGCGACGCCCAGAAGCAGUCGGGAGCGCCCACCGAGCCGGACCCGAACAUGGCGAACCUGCCCAGCAGCCCGUCCGAGAAGGACGAACCGUUAUCCGGGAACCGCCAGAAGGAUCCUGGCAGCAUGACAAAGAGCACACUGCGACGACGGACAGCCGCCGAAGGGGUCCAGCCAAAGACUGGUGGCACCGAACACCAGGACACCAGCAUGCACGAGCCGGCAGCGGUACCGGCUUUAGCUGUCGCGCUGCCUCGCGUCAGCAGCGAGCCGCAGCCCGUGCCGCUCCCGCCGCUCCACCUCCUGGAGUUGACGGUGCGCAUGCUGAUUCCGCUGCGCUUGCCACUGACGCUGCUCCUGGCGCUGACGGCUAUGUCCCUGCUCGCGCUGUUCUAUUUCUACGCCUACACCAACCGACCGCACGAAGACUAGCCGCACAGCGUCACAUGCCCGAAGGAGUCCUUCUGGAACGGUGGACGCCUUCCGUCUCCUCCUGGGGAUGUUCCCAUUCACUGGAGAGGUGACACUCGCUGUGAUAAUCUCGACAAGGCACGCAACUUCUGAGCUACGAUGUCCUCCGAGGCAAUGCCGAGGGCGGCGGUUGCUGUGCUCGUGCCUACCAGAGCACUGAUGUUGCUUGCGAAAUUACUGAACGUGACUUUCGCGAGCAAUACAAUAAAGGUGUGCACUUCUGCUUUGUUGCUCUUCGAAUCUGACCUCAGUGGUGAUCUCGAGAUUAUUUCAGCACGAAACCGGUACCUAGUAUC
Dermacentor andersoni is the source of this 967-nucleotide messenger RNA. RefSeq lists its product as uncharacterized. The record is from RefSeq and is a predicted model, not a curated record. Lineage: Eukaryota; Metazoa; Arthropoda; Arachnida; Ixodida; Ixodidae.